ACAAACUGGGGUCUUUACAGAAUGUGCCCAUCAGUAUGCGGUCGUUGGUGGUUAACAGGGUUGACCUCUUGGCGUUCAUGUGUAUUGUGAUGAAUAUGAGUGAUCAGGUUAAGAAAAAGUCUGCACGCAUAGAUGUGGUGGUACGCGCAGCCAAAGAUUUCCUGGGAAUUACAGAAGCAAACCAUUUUAGUACGGUUUUUGCAAUCCAUCAAUUUACUGCGAGAAGCUUAAUCGCUAAUGGGCAGGAGUUUAAAAGGUUUGUAGAUGACAUGGAGGUAGUACCAGAUGUAGUGUGUGUACAAGAGGCAUGGCUCAAACCUCAACUGGAGUUUGUGAUUCCGGGACUCAGUUUGGUACAGUGUGAUAGAGUGGAGGUGUCAGGGAGGGGUUGUGCUAUGUUCGUUAAAGAGGGGAUGACAUACAGAGUAUUGGAGAUACUGGAAUGUGUGGGGAUAGAAAUAUGUAGGAAAAUAAGUAACAAUUGUAAUAGCUAAUUUCUAUAACCCCUGCAAAGCUCUUAUGCUAGCACAGUUGAAGUUGGAAGUUUACAUACACUUAGGUUGGAGUCAUUAAACUCGUUUUUCAACCACUCCACAAAUUUCUUGUUAGCAAACUAUAGUUUUUGCAAGUCGGUUAGGACCUCUACUUUGUGGAUGACACAAGUAAUUUUUCCAACAAUUGUUUACAGACAGAUUAUUUAACUUAUAAUUUACUGUAUCACAAUUCCAGUGGGUCAGAAGUCUACAUACACCGAGUUGACUGUGCCUUUAAACAGCUUGGAAAAUUCCAGAAAAUUAUGUCAUAGGCUAAUUGACAUCAUUUGAGUCAAUUGGAGGUGUACCUGUGGAUGUAUUUCAAGGCCUACCUUCAAACUGUGUGCCUCUUUGCUUGACAUCAUGGGAAAAUCAAAAGAAAUCAGCCAAGAUCUCAGAAAGAAAUGGUAGACCUCCACAAGUCUGGUUCAUCCUUGGGAGCAAUUUCCAAACGCCUGAAGGUAACACGUGUACUAUUGUUUGUACAGAUGAACAAGUAUAAACACCAUGGGACCACCCAGCCUUCAUACCGCUCAGGAAAGAGACUCGCUCUGUCUCCUAGAGAUGAACGUACUUUGGUGCGAAAAGUGCAAAUCAAUCCCAAAACAACAGCAAAGGACCUUGUGAAGAUGCUGGAGGAAACAGGUACAAAGGUAUCUAUAGCCACAGUAAAACGAUUCCUAUAUCGACAUAACCUGAAAGGCCGCUCAGCAGGAAAGAAGCCACUUCUCCAAAACCGCCAUAAAAAAAGCUAGACUGGUUUGCAACUGCACAUGGGGACAAAGAUUGUACUUUUUGGAGAAAUGUCCUCUGGUCUGAUGGAAAACAAAAUCGAACUGUUUGGCCGUAAUGACCAUCGUUAUGUUUGGAGGAAAAUGGGGGAGGCCUGCAAGCCAAAGUACACCAUCCCAACAGUGAAGCACAGGGGUGGCAGCAUCAUGUUGUGUGGGUGCUUUGCUGCAGGAGGGACUGGUGCACUUCACAAAAUAGAUGGCUUCAUGGGGUAGGAAAAUUAUGUGGAUAUAUUAAAGCAACAUCUCAGGACAUCACUCAGGAAGUUAAAGCUUAGUCACAAAUGGGUCUUCCAAAUGGACAAUAACCCCAAGCAUAGUUCCAAAGUUGUGGCAAAAUGGCUUAUGGACAACAAAGUCAAGGUAUUGGAGUGGCCAUCACAAAGCCUUGACCUCAAUUCUAUCGAAUUUGUGGGCAGAACAGAAAAGGCAUGUGCGAGCAAGGAUACCUACAAACCUGACUGUUACACCAGCUCUGUCAGGAGGAAUGGGCCAAAAUUCACCCAACUGAUUGUGGAAGGCUACCUGAAACAUUUGACCCAAGUUAAACAAUUUUAAAGGCAAUGCUACACUCAAUUAGUAUUUGGUAUGUAAACUUCUGACCCACUGGGAAUGUGAUGAAAGAAAUAAAAGCUGAAAUAAAUCAUUCUCUCUACUAUUAUUCUGACAUUUCACAUUCUUAAAAUAAAGUGGUGAUCCUAACUGACCUAAAGACAAGGAAUUUUUACUAGAAUUAAAUAUUAGUAAUUGUCAAAAACUGAGUUUUUAAAUGUAUUUGGCAAAGGAGUAUGUCAACUCCCGACUUCAACUGUAGAAGGGAUUGAUAGGACGUGUAGGGAUAGGAAGGUAAUAUGGUGUGGUAUUUUUAAUGCCCAUAAAGAAAUAUGGGGAAGAACGCAUUAAGAUAACAAUGGAAGUAUAGUUGAAGAAUUUAUGAUUAGUGUGUGUUAAUGAUGGGAGGGGAAUGAGAAUCAAUGUGGCGAGGAGUACAGAGUCAUCCUUAGACUAGACAUUGGUAUCUGUGGCAGGGAGGUGUAAAUGGUAAGUGAUGAGAGAAACCACAGUAGUGAGUGAUCAUUUUCCAGUUCGACUUAAGGUCUGUGUGUGUGUGCGGAGUAGAGGCAAUAACAUGAGGUGGUGCUUUGAGAAUGCUAACUGGAAGAUGUUCAAGUACAUGUGUGAGCGGGCAGGACAAAAGUUAUCAAUGGAGGGGUCUGUGGAUGAGUGCGAUGAGGCAGUAACGUCUAAUUAUUUCAGUUGCAAAUGAGACCGUUCAGGGGAGGAAGACGGAGGGUGGUGCCAUGGUGGGCAGAUGAGGGCUCAAAGGUGGUGCAGGAAACGGAUAUAGCUCUACGGAAGGAAUGGAUUGACAGGAAGGAAUCUCAUGGAGAAUCAAAGGAAGAGUGCGACGGCCAGAAGAACGAUUUAAGACAGCGAAAAGGGAGGCAUGGCGGGAAUUUUGCUCCACUAUUGGUAGUGACCCCAAAAAAUAUGAUGGAAGGGUAAAAAUGCUGCAAUUCCAGUGUUGGUAGAAGGAAACAUCACAGCUGUGUCAAGGAAAGAAAAGGCAAAUGUCAUAGGUUUUGCAUUUGCAGUGGUUCAUAGAUGUGAGCACCUGUGUGAUGAGCGUAAGAGGGAGGGAAGCUAAAGGAGCAUAGAGAUGUUUUAAAGACAAAAGGCGAGUCAGGAGAAGCUAUGGAUGCAGAGUUUUCUAUGUUUGGGAUGACAAAAGUGUUGGAGGGCUGCGGGCGGACUGCUGGAGAAGAUAGGCUGUGUUAUGUGAUGUUUCAGCAUGCACCGGACAGUGUGUUGGAAGCAGUGUUAGGGUUGUUUCAUAAGAUGUGUAGGACUGCAGUGAUACCUGCUGGGUGGAGACGUGCGGUGUUGUUGCCGUUCGUAAAACUAUGUAAAGAUCCCGGCAGUUAUAGGCCUAUCGUGCUGACAUCCAACAUAUGUAAGUUGAUGGGAAAAGAUGAUAGUGGGUAGGAUGAUGUAUUUCUUGGAAGUUAGGGGUUUGAUGAGUGUAGCACAGAGUAGAGGUUCAGGAGAGGGAGGUCUGCCAUGGAUGCCCUGGUGACAUUUAGUACAGAGAUAGCUAAUGCCCUGACAAUAAGAGGUGAUGAGUGUUGUGUAUUUUGACAUUGAGAAAGCUUACGAUACCAUGUGGAGGGAAGGGUUGUUGAUCAAGUUGAGUGCAUUGGGGGACGUCUGUAUAACUGGAUCAUGGACUUCCUGUUCGAUCGAGUUAUAUGGGUGAGGUUGGGGUCAGAAUUGUCAAUGCGGUUUGAAGUGGACAAUGGUACUCGUCAGGGAAGUGUGGUUAGUCUGGUGUUGUUCACCCUGAUGAUAGAAGACAAAACACUGGAAUGGUAGAUGUGCAGGUAGAGAUACUGAGGUGCAAAGCAGCAAGAUAAAUAAAUACAGUAUGAGGAUGGGCUGUUUACAGAUGGGCUAUGUACAGGUGCAGUGAUCUGUGAGCUGCUCUGACAGCUGGUGCUUAAAGCUUGUGAGGGCGAUAUGGCUCUGCAGCUUCAGUGAUUUUUGCAGUUCGUACCAGUCUUCGGCAGCAGAGAACUGGAAUAAAAGGCGGCCAAAGCAGGAAUUGGCUUUGGGGGUGACCAGUGAGAUAUACCUGCUGGAGCGCAUGCUACGAAUGGCUGCUGCUAUGGUGACCAGUGAGCUGAGAUAAGGCGGGGCUUUACCUAGCAGAGACUUGUAGAUGACCUGGAGCCAGUGGGUUUGACGACGAGUAUGACGCAAGGGCCAGCCAACGAGGGCGUACAGGUCGCAGUUGUGGGUAGUAUAUGGGGCUUAGGUGACAAAACAGAUGGCACUGUGAUAGACUACAUCCAGUUUGCUGACUAGAGUGUUGGAGGCUAUUUUAUAAAUGACAUCAUCGAGGAUCGGUAGGAUGGUCAGUUUAACAAGGGUAUUUUUGGCAGCAUGAGUGAAGGAUGCUUUGUCGUGAAAUAGGAAGCCGAUUCUAGAUUUAAUUUUGGAUUGGAGAUGCUUAAUGUGAGUCUGGAAGGAGAGUUUACAGUCUAACCAGACACCAAGGUAUUUGUAGUUCUCCACAUAUUCUAAGUCGGAGCCAUACAGAGUAGUGAUGCUGGACGGGCGGGCAGGUACGGGCAGUGAUCAGUUGAAGAGCAUGCAGUUAGAUGUGAGUGCAUGGCCUGGUAUGCUGAUGAUGGGGGAACAGAGGUGGGAAUGUAAAAUUUGUGACGAGGAAGAUGCAAGAAGGUGUGGAAGAUUGGUCUCUUAACAUGGGGGUUUAGGAUGUCUGUGGCCAAGUCCUGCUUUAUGGUGUUUUCUAGGAAGAAGGUUAAAGAUGUUAGGCUGCAAAUAUACAGAUAUAAGUAGGGUGUCAGAGUUUAAAUAUUUAGUUAUGUGGUUUAGUGCGAGGCUUACUUGGAAGAGACGUUGGGCAUAUUGAAAUUAAGUGUAGGAAGGUGCUGAACCUCAUGAGGGCAGUGGCAGGAUGUGAUUGGGGGUUGGAUGGACAAACACUGUUGUGUCCAAACUUUUGACUGGUACUGUAUACACCUACUCAUUCAAUGGUUUUUAUUUUUUACUAAUCUCUACAUUGUAGAAUAAUAGUGAAGACAUCACAACUAUGAAAUAACACAUAUGGGAAUCAUGUAGCAACCAAGAAAGUGUUAUAAACAAAUAAAAAUAUAUUUUAGAUUCUUCAAAGUAGCCACCAUUUGCCUUGAUGACAGCAUUGCACACUAUUGGCAUUCUCUCAACCAACUUCACCUGGAUUAAUUUUCCAACAGUCUUGAAUGAGUUCCCACAUAUGCUGAACACUUGUUGGCUGUUUUUCCUUCACUCUGUGGUCCAACUCAACCCAAACCAUCUCAAUUGGGUUGAGUGUGGGUGAUUGUGGAAGCCAGGUCAUCUGAUGCAGCACUCCAUCACUGCUUCUUGGUCAAAUAGCCCUUACACAGCCUGGAGGUGUGUUAGGUCAUUGUCCAGUUGAAAAACAAAUGAUAGUCCCACUAAGCACAAACCAGAUGGGAUGGUAUAUUUCACUGCAGAAUGCUGUGGUAGCCAUGCUGGUUAAGUGUGCAUUGAAUUCUAAAUUAAUCACAGACAGUGUAACCAGCAAAGCACUCCCACACAUCACACCUCCUCCUCCAUACUUCACGGUGGUAGCCACACAUGCAGAGAUUAUCCGUUCACCUACUCUGCGUCUCACAAAGACAUGGCGGUUGGAACCACAAAUCUCCCAUUUGGACUCAUCAGACCAAAGGUCAGAUUUCCACCGGUCUAAUGACCAUUGCUCAUGUUCCUUGGCCAAAGCAAAUCUUUUCUUCUUAUUUGUGUCCUUUAGUAGUGGUUUAUUUGCAGCAAUUUGACUAUGAAGGCCUGAUUCACGCAGUCUCCUCUGAAUAGUUGAUGUUGAGAUGUGUUUUGACUGGUACUGUAGAUAGGGAGAGAUUGUGUGAAAGGGUUAGGGAGGCUAGACCGGGUUGGGGAAUGGGUGGUGUAUUGGGGGGAGGGAAGUGGUGUCUUGGGCGCUAUUUCACUUUCUUGAAGGAACAGGACUAAUGAAGAGGAUUUAAUGUAGAUAAGCCAUAACUGGCCUCACACUCCAGUACAGUAGGUGGUGGUGUUGGAUGCGAUCCGCUAACCCAAUCCCAAAGAAGGACAAGAAGAAAAAGUGAGGAUAAGAUGCAUUCCCCACGUGACUUCCACAUCCUGUUUGUGCCCCGGCGGAGCAUGCUCUGUGAGCAGCGGCUGAAGGAGCAGAGGGUCCUGGGCUCGUUCAUCAACAUAGACGAGUACAUCCUAGAUCUCAUCCCUUAUGAUGGAGACUUGCUCUCCAUGGAGUCUGAGGGGGCCUUCAGGGAAUGCUAUCUAGAAAGUGACCAGACAUGUCUUUACCACACCGCCAAGGGCCUUAUGACUCUCCAGGCUCUGUAUGGGACCAUCCCACAGAUAUUUGGGAAAGGGGAGUGUGCACGGCAUGUAGCUAAUAUGAUGCUUAGGAUGAAGAGGGAGUUUGCUGGCAGUCAGACUCAGAUCCUGCCUGUGUUUGACUCACUGCUGCUGCUGGACCGCAACAUAGACCUGCUUACCCCUCUGGCCACACAGCUCACCUAUGAGGGCCUCAUUGACGAAGUUUAUGGAAUCACCAACGGUUAUGCGAAGUUGCCUCCGGAGAAGUUUGCUGCCCAAAAGAAGCAGGGUGAGGUGGGUAAAGACCUGCCCACGGAGCCCAAGAAGAUGCAGCUCAACUCAGCGGAGGAGCUGUAUGCUGAGAUACGGGACAAAAACUUCAACGCCAUAGGGGCUGCACUGAGCAAGAAGGCCAAGAUCAUCUCUGCUGCCUUUGAGGAGCGACAUAAUGCCAAAACAGUUGGCGAGAUAAAGCAGUUUGUGUCCCAGCUGCCCCACAUGCAGGCAGCACGGAGCUCGCUGGCCAAUCACACCUCCAUAGCUGAACUCAUUAAGGACAUCACCACCUCAGAGGCCUUCUUUGAUAACCUGACAGUGGAACAGGAGUUUAUGACUGGAGUUGACACAGACAAGGUUAACACAUAUAUUGAGGACUGUAUUGCCCAGAAGGAUCCUCUGAUCAAAAUCUUGCGGCUGGUCUGUAUGCAGUCAGUCUGCAACAAUGGCCUCAAGCAGAAGAUAUUGGACUACUACAAGAGAGAGAUCCUGCAGACCUAUGGAUAUGAACACAUGCUUACCCUCAACAACCUGGAGAAGACGGGUCUUCUGAAGCCCCAGACAAGCACCAGGAAUAACUACCCCACCAUCAGGAAGACACUCAAACUUUGGAUGGAGGAUGCCAACGAACAGAACCCCAAUGACAUCUCCUAUGUGUACAGUGGUUAUGCUCCUCUCAGCAUCCGUCUGACCCAGGUGUUGGCCAGGCCCGGCUGGCGCAGCAUCGAGGAAGUUCUGAAGAUGCUCCCUGGUCCACACUUUGAGGAGAGACAACAGCUGCCUGCUGGUCUCCAUAAGAAACGCCAGCAGGGGGAGAACAGGACCACCCUGGUGUUCUUUCUGGGAGGGGUGACUUACGCAGAAAUUGCUGCCCUGCGCUUCCUGUCUCAGAUGGAGGAUGGUGGCACAGAGUAUAUCAUUGCCACUACCAAGCUCAUCAAUGGUACCAGCUGGAUCAAGUCUCUGAUGGACCGCCCGGAGGCCCCCUGAGCCCGCUGCCCGCCCCCUCGGGGAACAGAUGCACAGCUAGACACAUCAAACAGUCAGAACAAAAGACCUUGCCGCUUCUUUUUAAUGUCCAUAUUCCAGCGCCCUGCAGGUGUGUCUGAUUGAUCUCAGCAACUGUCAGUGUGAGGUGACCAGGAGUCAGCUCCUCGAUUCUCCCUGUCCUUUGCCUGCAACUGUAACAGCUUGCUAAAUGCACAUCUCCAUCUCCACCUGCUUUGGUCAUUGUAUGGAGCUGAGAAGAUAUCAUCUUACUUGUUGCAUGGUGGAAGGUUUUAAGAUCAUUGUCAACCAAAAAAAUAUUUAUAUGUACUGUAUUAACACAAAGGCUGAAAGGUAGAUGCUUGUAUUAUUUUUGUGAUUUCAACCUAUAUUUAGUGUUGUACAGUAUAGGGGUUUUCUCUCUGCUUGCCAUUAUUUGUGGGAAAAGUAGUCCUGUAAAUAAAAUGUGUAAUUGA
Messenger RNA from Oncorhynchus masou masou (cherry salmon), 7968 nucleotides. Its product is annotated as vacuolar protein sorting-associated protein 33A-like. Gene Ontology annotation, cellular component: CORVET complex; lysosome. The coding region runs from base 6002 to 7495 and encodes 497 amino acids. Gene Ontology annotation, biological process: intracellular protein transport; vesicle-mediated transport. The transcript has 11 exons. NCBI's taxonomy places the organism in Eukaryota, Metazoa, Chordata, Actinopteri, Salmoniformes, Salmonidae. The record is from RefSeq and is a predicted model, not a curated record.